This is a messenger RNA of Plutella xylostella (diamondback moth), 1240 nucleotides long. RefSeq names its product cuticular protein glycine-rich 10 (gene CPG10). The record is from RefSeq and is a predicted model, not a curated record. Lineage: Eukaryota; Metazoa; Arthropoda; Insecta; Lepidoptera; Plutellidae.
CGCGGCUCAUCCCGCGGCAGUCAUCAUGGAAGGUCGCCGAGUGCUGGUCCUUGCUCUGAGCCUGGCGGCGGUGGCGGCGGGCUACCAGGGUGAAGGUGAACAAGUGUUGCUCGUGGCGCCCGUGCUGGCCCCGCCGCGGGAUGCGCGCACGCACGUCACGGACCGCGCCCGACAGUUCCCCGUGCUAGUGCUGCUGUCCCGGCAGAACCAGGGCCCCAAGCAGGAGCCCUCAGCCAAGUCUCUGCACGGAUCCCAGCAGCCCAUUUAUGUGCAGAAACUUGAAGAUCAACAAAGAAACGAGGUUGACCAGCCAAAGAGUCGCGACAAGCGUCACUUGAAGAAACUCCUGCACUUUGGCCUUGGGGGAGGCUGGCUCGGGGGCGGGGGCGGGGGCAGCCACGAAGGCGGCUACAGCUCUGGGGGCUACAGUUCCGGGGGCUACAGCCACGGGUGGUCGUACGGGGGCCACGGCGGCGGCGGCGGCUACCAAGAGCCAUCCAAAACUAUCAUCGUAAAAGUCAUUAAAGAAGAUGCUGGUUACUCAGGCCAUCAUGGCGGCGGUCACCAAGGGGGCUACCAAGGGGGAUACCAGGGUGGUUACGAAGGCGGAUACCAGCAGAGUAGCUACCAAGGACACCAAGGCAGUUACCAAGGUCACCAAGGUGGUUACCAAGGACAUCAACAAAGCGGUUACCAAGGGGGACAAGGCGGUGGCUACGGAAGCGGGGGCGGCGGUGGUUUCGGCAGCGGGGGCGGCGGCGGUUACGGCAGCGGCGGUGGAGGCGGCGGCGGGGGCGGUGGCGGUGGCGGCGGCGGCGGCGGCGGAUAUGGCGGUGGGAACUACGGUGGACAACAAGGAGGCCAUCAAGGAGGCGGCAGCUAUGGCGGUGGUGGUCCAGUGCUGCAGCCAUCCCCCUGCGGCGGCGGCUGCUCCGGGGGCUACAACAACGGCGGCGGGGGCGGGGGCGCCACUGCCACUGCUACUGCCACGGCCACGGCCACCGCCAACUCUUACUCUUCUGGCUCAGGAUAUGGAAAACGAUAAUAUUCUGAAGAAAAAGUUCAAAAACUCAAAAUAUUACGCCACAACUACUUACUACAAUGUAUGAAGAAAAGCAGCUAUAAUACCUAGCUACCCAGUGUGUGAAUCGGUAUUAUACGACCUAAUGGACAAAGUCAAACUUAUUUUAAGUGUAUUUCAAGUGAUAUUAAUAAAAUAAGUGUAAAAUAACUGAAUCUA